Molecule: messenger RNA, 1602 nt
Organism: Bacidia gigantensis
Lineage: Eukaryota; Fungi; Ascomycota; Lecanoromycetes; Lecanorales; Ramalinaceae
Exons: 1
Coding region: 1-1602 (533 amino acids)
Cellular component (GO): membrane
Molecular function (GO): hexosyltransferase activity
Source: RefSeq, a predicted model, not a curated record
AUGGAGUCAGAAAAGUUGUUGACAGAAGGCGAGGAAAAGGGGGAGACACUCGAUCUGGACAGGACGCUGAUGGACGAAAUUAGAGCGAGGACGGAGUCUUCGGUGCUGGUCGUCGUUGAAAUGACAAGAUCAGUCCACGCUCACUACAUCACACCUCUCGUCAAUCGGAAACGGAUCAAUCACCGCGUCAUCUAUGGCACUUUGAUACUGCUCUGCGGUGCCCUCCUCCUCUACCUCAACCACCCUCACCUCACCACCUCAACGCGCGGUCAAGUGGUCUAUCCACCAAGCCAUGCCGUCGAAUUAGAUGAACAUACCUCCCCCCUCACCUCCGUCGAACCAAUCGCCGGAGAAAUCUCCCCACAGAAUGUCAUCAGCCCCUCCGCGAAGGCUCUAUCUCUUCAACAGAGCACAGACAGCAAACCCGCCCCUCCAAAACCUCGAGCGCCAUGGCUCAUCGUGGUCUCCUCGCACGUUCACGAAGUCCAGCGUCGCAUGCUAAUCCGCAACACCUACAUAUCCCUCUUCACAAAAGACAACCCCGACCUCUUCGAAGUCGUCUUCCUGCUCGGCCAUCCAAAACGCGAAUGGAGGGACGUGAUCGAGCGGGAAACCGCAACGCACGGCGACAUCCACAUCUUAGAGCAGCUGGAAGCCACCAACUACAACGCCAACACGCGGAAGAUGAACGACUACUUCGUGGACUUGCUGCAGACGGCUGACCCCUCAUCGCCCAGCUAUCGCGGCGAGCCGCCAAAGUUCGUCUCGAAGGUCGAUACCCAGAGCUACAUCUACAUCACCAGAUUCUACAACGAGUUCAUCCACCCUUUCCUCCAUGCAGACGAGCAGCCUGCUCCUGCCGCCAAACCCGCCGCGAUCAAUUCGACAACGGCCUCCACUAACACCACGACCCUCCCACCCCAACCACCAUCCCCCCCACCACCAGCAGAAGCCGAACCCAACCUCGUCGCGCACCCGCACACCCUCAUCGCCCGCGCCGGCUCCCCCACCCGUCCCGACAUCCCCCACCGCUUCCCGCAAAGCGCCUUCUACACACUCACCUGGCCGCUCGUCUCCGCCCUCGCGCAGCGGCAUCGCGAGAACCCAAUCUUCGGCGAGCGGGAGGAUGUUCUCAUCGGUCGCUACCUUCACGAAGAGGAUGUCGAGUACGAGUUUAUUGAUCUAGGGGUGCAGGGGCGGCAGGUGCGGAUUGGCGAUGAAGGCGGCGACGUUACAGCGGCUAUGAUCAGAGAGGGCCGCGUGCUCUGCGGGGAGGGGCUGGGCGAGGAUGCGCAAUUAGUUGCGCUGGCGGAUCUUUAUGAGACGGUGGGGGAUUUGAGUGUUGGGGAGUCUGCUGUUGAAGGGGGAGGGGGUGGGAGGGAGAGGUUUGAGGAGGGGGCCGCAGGGGCUGGGGCUGGGGACGCGGUGACAAAACCUGUCAAAACGGCGUAUAAGAGUUUCGAGUACGAUAUGAAAGCGAUGGAUGCAGAAACGCCGUUGAUUGAGCUCGUCAACCCGAAGGGCACCACGUGGAAGGAGCGCGCGUGGGUGGAUAGCUGGGCUAUGGAGUUGACGCGGUGGAGGGCCAGGCCGGAGAGCUGA